ACGGACAGUGUGUCAGUCUCGUCCACGUACACCUGCCUCACACUCUCAGUCUCAGUCAACAGUUUUGUGUUACAGUUUUUAAUAACUAAAAUGGGACAUCUGUUCUCCAAGAAGCCUCAGAGUAAAGUGACGGAACACGAUAAAGCUGUGCUGCAACUAAAAUCAACUAGAGACAAGAUCCGCCAGUACCAGAAACGGUCAGAAGGAACAGUUGAGAAGGACAGACAACUUGCCAAAAAGCUCCUUCGUGAUGGCAGAAAAGAACGGGCCAAGCUGUUGUUACGUAAGAAAAGAUUCAUUGAGGAACAGUUGAAGAAGACGGACGGCACACUUGAAAACAUUGAGAGAAUGAUACAGGACAUUGAGUUUUCUCAGAUAGAAUUGCAGGUGGUUGACAGUUUGAAGGUGGGUAAUGAAUCACUAAAGCAGAUCAAUGAAAUGCUAAGUGUUGAGGAUGUUGAACGCAUCUUAGACGAAACCCAAGAGGCAGUAGAAAAGCAGCAGGAGAUUGAUGCCCUUCUCUCUGGUGGACUACUGACGGAAGAGGAUGAGACUGCCGUAGAAGAGGAACUUGAUGCCAUUAUUGCCGAAGCUGUUCAGAAGCAACUGCCAGAGGCCCCGACAGCAGUUGAAAACCCAGAGGUGUUACUUCCCGACGUUCCAGAAACUCUGCCAGAACCAGAGAAGGAAAAAGAGAAGCCGAGAGAAAGGGUCGCCCUGUCAGCCUCCUAAUGAUCGUCUUCGACAUCUUUUACUCUCAGUAAGCUUCUCUAAGGUAUCACUUUGUUUUGAUUCUGAUGAUGGUUGCUUUAAGUGGACAAUGGUAUGUUAGCAAACUAAGUCAGAUUUCCAGUGUAAUUGAUAUUAACUGUAAAAUAAUUCAGAAGUUGAUUGUAGUAGACAAAGAGUUUAUUAGAACUAUCACAUGCCGAUAUGAUUGAUAACUAUUAAAUCAACAGUGUCCAUGACUUAAUAAACUGAUCAGUAUACAGUCAUGAAAUUAAUUAAAUAUCAAACUUUUCUCACACAAGACAACUUUAUAUACAGGUAUGUGAUGGUUGAACACUCCAAUUUGUUGUGUCAAAAUAUAGAUAUGAUGUUUGUAAAUUUUCCACAUGAGUGUAAUUUUAACACAAGCUAAGCAUUUAAAAGAACAAGAAAAACAGUGAGAGUACUGUACAUCAUUUAUGGCCUGGAGUAAGGGGAGUGCAUGGUGCUUUAUUUCUGACCAUCCUACUACCAAGUAAAAGAGUGCUUGUAAGAAUGAAAAGAAGAUGAAGCAUUUAUUAGAUCUCUUGAAUAUUUACCAGAUGCUUAUCACAAAAAUACCAUCACUAAGGUCUAUCCCCAUCAUGCAAUAUGCUAUUAUUCACAUUCUGGAUCUUUUGCCUUCCAAGACUAGUGAGAAAACUCCCUCUCCUCACCCAGGACUCUUGAGUCAUUGCCCUCACUGGAUAAUAGACUUUCUAUACUUGCCUGGUCAUUUCAAGCUUUACAACAGAAGAUGCUAUAAUAAUCCUUAAUAAUUAGGAUUUACUUCUCCCAUGAUUAAUAAAAAUCAAAUAUAUACCAUUAAGUAGCUGUUGGUUGGCAUGGUGUUGGUGUUGUUGUUGUUGUAAAAAUCAUCACUUGAAUGUCUGUCAUAAAAUACGCUUUCCUGGCUUAGCUAAUGAGGUGCCGCUGCUCGAACGCAUUCAGGAAUAAGCAUAUCCUCUUAAGUGAAGGUCCAGAAACAUUAUCAAGAACUAGAAUUCUUGUCUCAGGAUUAUCUGGGGGUGGGGUUCCUGUAGAUUGUCUUUACUCUGAGAAGUAGACAGAUUAUUCCCAUGCUCCUGGAUUCACCAUCAGCAUCCAUAGCCAUGUCUACACAAUUUAAUGUCUGUAUGCCUCUGAAAUGGUGUCAAUAAGAAUGAGCUUUGCAUUUGGUGACUACUCUGGUUGUAGUAACCUUUAUUUUAUGGCAUUCAGUGUAAAACGUGUACUGUACAGUGUUCCCUUAAAGCUCACGGUUUUAAAGCUUGCGUCCCUCGGAAACUCACUGAUUAAAAAAAACCCCUCUUAUUCAGCCUCUUGACCAAGGAAUAAUGGCUGUUUUCAAGACAUAUUACCUCAGUUGCAGUAUUUCUAAAAUGAGGGUCAGUGAACAUCAUCACCAAACAUCAUCACCACCAUCAUCAUUACCAUCACCAUCAUCAUCUUCAGCAUCAACUUUUUAGUCAUCAACUUCAUAAUAAUCAUCAUAAACAUCAUUCUUGAUACAUAGGCAGGGGGAGAGUUGGCGGGGGGUCAUGAGGCAGGGGAAGAGUUGACAGGGAUCAAGAGAAGUCAACACCUUAGUACAGUACAGAGUAAUUGUUAUAUCAUGUUUAUUUAUUUAUAUUAUUUCAUGUUUUAUUAUACUGUAUUGUCUUAUGCCCAUCAUUAUAUCAUUCAUUAUAUGGGAACUGUACUAAUCAUCAUUUUCAUCAUAGCAAGAAGAUCCAGGAUGAAUGGUGAGUGUUCAGAGCUUCAUAUAUUCAUACAGCACAGGUGGUUGUGUGGUGGUAUUUAAACUGAAAUACAUAGGCCUAACCACUGACAAGCCGGUGCCAGAUGCACAUUGAUAAACUUCUCACUCUUCCACAUUGGUGAUUACUUCCCAUAGAGAAUACACACCCAUGCUCUUCAUAUUUCUUAUUUUAUAGUUUUGUAAUGUAUUUUCUUUACUUCUAAGUCACAUUAGAGUAUUGAAAUGAUUUUUACACAACUUUUAUAAUUUCAUUACAUGUAACAAUGGCACCAUGCAUUACCCUCUCCCUCCCCUCUAAGGCAGGGGGGGUGGUAAAACCGGAGAGACCCUCGUGGCCAGUAGUGGAAGUUGUCAGAUGCAGUACACAACCUCCCUUGCACCCCAUUCAACCCAUAGUGCAAUCCAUGGAGGGGCGAGAGAUAUGUGUGCAUAAUGUUGUUAUACUUGUGCAUACGGUAUAGCUAUUUAUACUACUGAAUUUUGCACACUUCAGGAACCGGCAUGAAAACUCACGAAUUUUGCUUUCUCUCGGGGUUUCAUUUUACCAAACCUCCGUGAGCUUUAAGGGAAUACUGUAUGUUCAGUAAGAUUUUAUAUUUCAGUAAAAAAAUUUGCCACAACAAUUAUUUUCAAUGGUUGUCAGUGAGAUUUGUGGUCAGCUUUUAUAUUGGUAUGUCUAGUCACCAGUUUCCUGUACUUUUAUGUUUUACAGAAGUUGUGUUUCUAUUUCUCUCUGUGUGCAUUGUCACAAAACCUGAAAACAUUAUUCUGAACAGUCCAGGUGAUAACAUGAGUUGUACUGUGCUGAAGCUUAUGAACUAUGGAGUAAAUUAAGCAGUUUGGCAUUACUUUUUGUAACAAGUGAUUGUCAGACACUUUCUAUUUCACCUUGUAAUGACUUACUUGUUGUCUUCAGUAAUUAAUCAACCUUCCUUCACCAGGUAAAUAAUUUGUCAUUAUGUUCAUGUAACAUUUUAUUAAUUGGACUUAUAAUCCAUAAAUUUCACCCUUUUUGCAUGACAGUGGAACUGUUUGUGAGCAUAAAAAUACGUCCAGGGUCAGUGGCUGUAUAAUGACCAAAAUGGCAUUCUAUCUAGUUGUAAAAUUUGUCUGGGAAAUUGUGACAGCAGUUGUUUUGUAUCUUGCCUUAUUGUAGAAUGUUUUCAAGAUGAUAAAUGUGAUAUAUUUGUAUAAAAACAAAAAAAAUAGCA
This is a messenger RNA of Homarus americanus (American lobster), 3720 nucleotides long. Its product is annotated as charged multivesicular body protein 6-A-like. Gene Ontology annotation, biological process: vesicle budding from membrane; late endosome to vacuole transport via multivesicular body sorting pathway. Gene Ontology annotation, cellular component: ESCRT III complex; multivesicular body. The transcript has 6 exons. The record is from RefSeq and is a predicted model, not a curated record. Bases 91 to 732 code for a protein of 213 amino acids. NCBI's taxonomy places the organism in Eukaryota, Metazoa, Arthropoda, Malacostraca, Decapoda, Nephropidae.